GCAUAUUAGGGUAUGUGUUCGUGCGCUCUAAUUCACAACAUCUGCUCAUUUGUUGGCAGUAUCCCGUUGUUUUGACCCCUUGGAGUGACUCGCUGCGUUCAUUUUGAACGAAGGCGUCCGCCACAAAUUUACAAUUUUCAAUCCCAAAUAUGGGCUGGGAAUGUCACCCGACCCGCCUCCGCAGGCCCGUUACAUCCUCUGGAAAAGAAAACAGUACAGUUUGAAGGGAAAACUCCGAGCCUGGAAACUUGUUGCGGACGAACGGGGAUAAUUUCUUGCGACAAAGAAAAACCAUCACAGUUAUAUUUCCAAUACCUAUUCCUUUCAACAAGAAUUUGAUUAUUUUCUAAUGGACGAUUUAGGAGUUCCUGAUGCACCUAGCUACCAUCUCAGUCCUCGUAUUGUUAUGUUUGAUGCUCUGUUAGCUGAUCUGGAGAAUUCAGCCUUCCCUCUUGCUCGCUGUCCUGUCCUGCUGACCUCUGACCCUCCAGUACCCACUGACCCCUCAGCCAGUGCUCAGGAUUCUGUUCAAACCCGACCACCACCUCCAGCAUACACACCGCAACAAACUGUUUCUGCUGCAAUGAAAUCAAAUGGAUCUCAGAACUCUAACCCAGACAAACUUUACAGUACGGUACGUAAGCCGCAGUCUUCUCGUACAGCAGAUCCUUCUCCAGCUUUCUCCUCCUCAUCAGCAUUGGGUGGAGGUCUCAGUGAACUUGAUCAUUUACUGCAAGAGCUCAAUGCCACACAAUUCAACAUAACAGAUGAAAUUUUGGCCCAAUUCCCAACCACCAAAAAAGAUGACAAGUCUACAAAGUGUGAUGCAUCUUCUGCUGGACCCGUGAAACCCUCGGCUACAUCUGCUACUCUGGAGCUGGACAAACUAAUGGCGUCUCUGUCAGACUUCAGAGUCCAAAGCACGCCAACCACACCUGUGAGUCCUGUGCCCACUCCACAACAGCAGGCUGUAGCUCCACCCCAUGCCACCUCUGGAGGUUCCUUGGACAGCAUGCUGGGUCUCCUCCAGUCGGAUCUGAGCAGGCAGGGGGUGUCUACAUCUUCUAAAGGAAACUGUUCUGCAUGUCAGAAACCAGUUGUAGGACAGGUUGUCACAGCUCUAGGACGGGUUUGGCAUCCAGAACAUUUUGUUUGCUCUGAAUGUGAAUGUGAGCUUGGAAAUCGUAAUUUCUUUGAGAAAGAUGGUCGACCAUAUUGUGAACAAGAUUACUUUACCCUGUACUCACCUCACUGUGCACAAUGCAACAAGCCCAUACUCAAUAAAAUGGUGACUGCCCUGGAUAAAACCUGGCACCCUGAAUGCUUUAGCUGUGUGAAAUGCAGUCGAUCAUUUGGAGAUGAAGGUUUUCAUGAUCGUGAUGGACAGCAAUAUUGCCAGCAGUGUUUUCUGGCGCUCUUUGCCUCUCGCUGUCAGGGUUGUUCCCAGCCCAUCAUUGAGAAUUACAUCUCGGCUCUGAAUUCUUUGUGGCAUCCACAGUGCUUUGUUUGUAGGGAAUGCUAUAGCCCAUUUGUGACUGGAAGUUUCUUUGAGUAUGAGGGCCAGCCCUUGUGCGAAGCCCACUACCACCAGUCCCGAGGCAGCAUGUGCCAGGCAUGCCAGCAGCCCAUUCUGGGGCGUUGUGUCAGUGCAAUGGGUGCCAAGUUUCAUCCACACCAUCUGGUGUGCCACUUCUGCCUGAAACCACUCAGCAAGGGCUGUUUCAAAGAACAGGAAAGCAAACCUUACUGCCAUUCCUGCUUCAUCAAACUCUUUGGCUAAGGAGAACAAGAAAAGAUUAUAAGAGAUUACUAAAGUACCAUAACAAAUGUAUAAAAACGUUAAUAGGAUAAAGAAAUCAGAUUAUGUUGUUGCCAAAUGCUUCUUCACUGAAUAAUUAUGAUUAAUGAAUUUAAUGGUAGUUUCUGGCGGAAAGGAUUUUGAUCCUUAUUUGUUUCGCCAAAACUGGCAUAGGAAGUAAUCAGGACACAUGCAAAUUUCUUUUGAGAGACCCACUUAACCACUAAAGAUUGGCUGUGCAUACACUCUCAGAACAAAAGGUAUAAAACCUGUCACUGGGCUGGUAUACCUUGUUUUCUGACAGUGUAAAGAAGAAUGGCACAGAGUCAUCUUCAUACACAAAAAACUACCUAUGAAGUUACAGAUAGCAAGGCUGCAACCCUGCAUUUCAGUUUGAAGCCAAUUCAAAGAAAUUACUUCAAGUCACUGUCAGUGUGAACAGCAUUUUAUACAUCCUCAAACUUGGUAAGAAUUGGGUGGAUUUUGGAAGUUUACUCCAACAUACAGUGUACAUGCAGUAUGUGCCCCUGUCUGUGAAAACCAGGCUAAAGUCCUAUAAUCUAACUUUCUAUCUAGAGAUUCAGAGUAUAAAAGUUUGAUUUCAAGUUGGACCUUAGUCAUUAUUAAAUAUCUUUACAUUACGAAGGAUGAUUUAUUGUAAAAACAUCUCAGGUUACACAUGUAACCAUGGUUCCCUGAAAAGGGUACGAGAUGCUGUGUCACCGAAGCUACCCUAUGAGAAUGUCUUCUGCGUGAUAGUGUCUGAAGCAUGUCCAAUGGUCAGGCGACACGUCAUAGGCGGGUGACGUAGGAUCCAGAAAUAAAAAAAAUAGCAUCCAGCGAAGCUGGCUUUAGCUAAAAUGUGCCGAAGCAAGGUGUGACAGGGAUGCAGGAAGUAUGGCAGGGAGACGCAGUGUCUCGUUUCCUUCUCAGGGAACCAUUAUUACUUUACAAAGCUAUGCUAUGGGAAUAGACAUAAGCUACUAACUAGGAACUGACAUCUAACUCAUAGAACCGAACGAAUGGGAAACCUUGAGGGCAUUACAGACAUCUGGAACGGAAACCCCUAGAGGCCCACAUACCCCAAGUAGAAUGAGCUCUGAUGGCAGUGAUUAAAGGGCAUCCAGAGGUCUCGUAAGCAAGAGAAAUAGCCUCAACUAUCCACUUAUUAAGAGUUUGCAAAAAGCUGCUCAGAUCUCCAUGAAGAAAAUCUGUGAACAUAAUCAUCCAGUGCUUACACUGGACACACCAAUUUAAGGUUCUCCUGAUUCUGAAAUUUAAACGGGGGAGGACAGAAAGUCUGCAAGACAAUGACCUGGGGCCCAUUAGUCAGUACCUUAACAGUCAGCACAUAACCACCUCUGCUCUAUAUGAUGUGGAGAGCUGCUCCUGCCCAGCAGCCCCUGAAUUUUUUUAAAGCAUCAACCUAAUACAUCUGCAGGCCUGCCCUGCCGACAUGUGGGUGUCCUUAGAGAUGAUGCUGUCAUUGGGGUGUACAUAGAGAUGAUGCUGCGGUCGGGGAUAGCUUGUGAGCGUCUGCUCCAAAAUAGGCAUUGCCAAAUAUCCGUGCUCAUCCAUUCACACAAUCUUGUAAUACAUGGUGGUGUGAGAGGUGUGGGCAUUGGCUGAAUACAAGCCUUUCCAUGACCUUGAUGGCAUGCUGCACUGGUAGGCUGAUUUUUUAGUUUUAAAAAGCAUUCGUCCAACAUGCUCUGAAGACACACACUCUGUUUCUCUUCAGGCCAGUCUUCUUUAAACCGUGCCAUGGCGUUAGUCGCCAUCUCUAACAGGUCCUCAUAGGCAGGAGGAUGAAUAAAGGGGAACAACCUCUAAGCAUCCACCACGUAUACAGAAAUAAUGUCAACCUCAAAAGAAGACAAAUGAUGGACAGAGCUCCUGCUCUGGGUGGAGGAAACUGUAUUGUAGGCUUCCGUAUCCAGAGGUGGGGCAUUAGUGACCGCGGGUUAGGGUUAAGAGACCCGUCUCAAACCCCUCCAUGAGAUCAUUUGUGAUCACCUUGAUUGCACCAUACACUUUGCCUCUGCAGCACCGGAGUCAAAACCCUAAGGAACACUCGGCUUGUCACCCUCCUCAAAGAGUGACAGCCAUUAGCGCAGCAUACGGAGUGGUAGCAGUUCAUGAUGUGCACAUAACACACAAAUUAUGCACUGACAAAAACCACACAUGCUUGCUGAGGAACAAAAAGCUUAAGCCGGUUUUCUUUCGAUUUGUACUACCUCCCAUAGAAAACAUACAGGACUAACCCCUCCACCAACCCAACCCCUAAACCUAACCCCUCCCUUAACCAAACACCUAAACAAUGCAAGGGUAGGACAAUCUGACAGGUAGAAUAAAAUGUAAGGACACCUGUUUCGCUGGAUGCUCUUUUUAGUUUUCUGCUUUCUGGGUCUAUCACGCAAGGUGCUCCCAUAGCAUAGUUUCAGCAACGCAGUACGAGUUAAUCACAAAAAAUACUUCAGAAGGGUUCACAGGCAGACUCACAUGUUUAUUACUCAAAGGGGUUGUACUUGCAGGUUUUAAUUAUGGGGGAAUGUAGGUUUAUUUGAAAGUUAUAGUUCACCCAAAAAUUAUUUUAUAAUUUAGUUACCCUCAUGCCAUCCCAGAUUUUGGUUUUGGCUCAGUUAUUAAAAAAAAAUCAAGUUAGAUUAAUCAUAUUCUUACACAUUUGUACAUCUGUCUAUGAGAGAUAGAUCAUACCCAUCCAUCCCUGAUAUUUCAUCUUACCAUUCUUAUUUAAAGCAUGAAUAAAUACCGAGAGACAUUUUUAAGGACAAAAUUAAAAGCAAAAUCAUAAUUGUCAAUUAAUUUCCCUGAUAUUGUAUUUAGUUAUCAUUUGGUUUAAUAUUUACAUUGUUUUAAUUUCAUUAUCAUUGUAAACUUGAGGCUUAGCUGUAACUAUGUAAAAAAAGUUCAGUCCUAGCUAUCAGUUACUAGGAGUCGUUGACAUGUUUUAAAAUGGUGUUAUGUUUGAGGCAACAAGUUAGUGUUAGUAAGAUAAUAUAGAUUUUGUGUCCCAACUCGAAAUUGUACAUAUGAGCAAUUUCACCAAUAUGGAUGUGACAUUUGCAGUCAAAACUUAAAAUUUCAAUUCUCAGAAAAUGCAUUAAUUACCAAUAUAUUGAACCAUCUGUUUAUAUUUUCCUAAACCCGUGAUGAGUCCAGACUUUAGAAAAAGUCUUUACUUAUGUUGUAGACGAGGGAGGAAUACUUGUGUUAUGAAUGUGCCAAAAAGUACACGUUUUUGGGAGACAACAUAUUUUGCAGGAUUUCUGUGAAUUAAAAACACAACCCAGAAGCAAUACCCAACUAUGGAGAAGGGUAACAAAAUAACAAAUUAUAUUUAUUUUAUUUAAUUGUGUGUGUAUUUUUGAGGAAGAAGCAAUGUUAUGGAUGUGACAAUUCUGAAAUUUGCACUUACUUAACUAUGAAAAAUAAUAAAACAGAGACUUUGCAUGGAUAUUUAAACAACCAAAAUUGACAUCUGAAAUAGCAGUAUGUUUAAAAACAAUAACUAAAAACUUUACUAAACCUAUACACGGUAAGGAUGAAAUUGGCAUGGAAUUUCUCAUAUAUCCAGUAUCAUAACAAAAGCACAUCAUAACUUUUCACAAAUUCACAGGAUCUUCUGACAGUGAGCUGUGUUACAAAUAAUGCUGUGUUACAAUUAACCCUGUAUUAUUUUGUGAUCUGCUCACCCCAUAUUUAUUCUUUAUUAAAAAAUGAAUCAUGUUUGCAUGUACUGUUCUGUAUUUCUGUAAAGCUGCUUUGCUACAAUGCAAAAUGGUAUAAAGUGCUAUAAUUUACUGGAUUAAAAAUUGAAAUGCGAGUAUGUUACCUCUAUAUACAAUACACAAAAUGACGAAGCUCUAAAAAGCAGAUACACCCAACUUUAAUCUAAAUGACUCUCAUAAUAAAAUGUAAAAAUGUAAACGCCCAUUUCCAAAAUAUGAAAAGUGCCAAAUAUGAAAUAUGAAUAUAAAAGAGACAAAUAUGAAUUUAGCACUUGGAUCUGCUUGUUUACAUUUCAAACAUGAAUGUUCUCUCACAAAUGACAAAUUUAUACAUGUCAAGUACAUUUGGGAUUGCAUGAGGGUGCGUAAAUUACAAAUUGUCAUGUCUUUAAACAUUCAUAUUUUUUGUCUAUUUUACAGAUGAAACAUUUAUUUAACACCUUAGUUUGUGCUGCAACUUGUUUUCACUGCUACAGCAUAGUUAUAUAUCUUAUUAUUCUGCAAAGAUGUUUGUUUUUGUAAUGCCAAAGAAUAUGCUAGAAAUCAGUGUUUGCAUCAUUUAUAAGUGCUCUAUCAUUUAUCAGUAUCUAAUAAAUACAUUUAAUUGUGUCAGAGUACAUUAUAACUG
Molecule: messenger RNA, 6178 nt
Organism: Paramisgurnus dabryanus
Lineage: Eukaryota; Metazoa; Chordata; Actinopteri; Cypriniformes; Cobitidae
Product: transforming growth factor beta-1-induced transcript 1 protein-like
Source: RefSeq, a predicted model, not a curated record